AUGUACAUCCAACGACAGCGAAAGAAUCUCAACCCAUGUCUCUCCUUCUCCCGUCAUGAUUCAAAGGUCCUGAAGAACUCAUUGCGAAAACUCCGUUUCAGCAAACGCAUACAAAUUCUGUACAAACUUUUGUUACACGGACUGCCAGUCUUCUAUAAAAUGGAUAGUAUCCAGGACUGCAUCGCGCAAGCCGUUCUAGCAACACCACUCCGCGUACCAAAAUCUUGCAACCCGUGGGAGAUCCACCCUGAUCCGUUCCCAGAUCAUCUAUUUCCUCAACUCCGAUCCCUCAAACGAGCAAUCGCCAAGCAACAGAGAAUCAAGCAGAUGGAACCGAUGAAUUGGCAAGCCGGCAUUCGGCCAGACCGUCCUUUCGAGCCGCUGCAGAACAACUUCUUCUCACAACCACGCCCUCAACCUCCACCGCCUCCUCAACAACCUCAUAGCCAACGGCAAAUACCAACGCAAUACUACCUGGAGCAAGCCGCCUUCUACGCGGAGAACUUCGGUCCCGAUCCUUACGCAACCGAACCAGAGAUUAUCCAGCCUGGUCCCCUCAAAGUCCUCGUCGUCAGAUUCAUCACAAUCUUCAGGAAAGCCGCCGUCCCAGGCUUGAACAUCCUCGCUUCCUUGGUCUUCGGACUAACUGUUCUCGGCCGGCUCCUUUCGUCUUGGGCCUUGCGGUUCCCGCUCAAGAAAAUCUGCACCUUCGUGGCAAACUUGGAGUGGGAGGCUCUUGUUGCUAUGGCGCUGGCGACCCAGUGUGUCAAGCUUUUGCCGGGGAUGGGUGGAGAGGUGGUGACGGACGGCCGAGAGGGAGGUGGCCCUGUGUAUACCAUCUUUGUUGGGAGGGGACAAGCCAUUGGCAAUGGACCGGUCAUGCCGGGGAGUUUUUAA
Messenger RNA from Hyaloscypha bicolor E, 897 nucleotides. RefSeq lists its product as uncharacterized. Lineage: Eukaryota; Fungi; Ascomycota; Leotiomycetes; Helotiales; Hyaloscyphaceae. The record is from RefSeq and is a predicted model, not a curated record. The transcript has a single exon. The coding region runs from base 1 to 897 and encodes 298 amino acids.